Molecule: messenger RNA, 1797 nt
Organism: Hyphopichia burtonii NRRL Y-1933
Lineage: Eukaryota; Fungi; Ascomycota; Pichiomycetes; Serinales; Debaryomycetaceae
Exons: 1
Coding region: 1-1797 (598 amino acids)
Source: RefSeq, a predicted model, not a curated record
AUGCUUGACCCAUCAUUCACCGGUGAAAUUACCAAUUCUGGGGCUCCAGAGAAUAAGCAUCACUCUGCUUCAAAAGAACUAAAAACUAAUAGUGAUGAGGCCUUUCCUGAUCUACGAAGAAGUCGAUCUAGAAGUAGGGCUAGUAGUCGGGCUAGUAAUCAUUAUCCCGUGGAUAAUAAUCAUUUAUUGCAGUCGGUGUUUUUGAAAAAUAAUAGACCCAAAAGGAUGGAGUCUACUGGCGAUAUAAAUGAAAGACGCGAGUCAACCAAGAAGCCUUUAACUCGCUCAGUGUCAACGCAUAGUUUCUUGAAUAACAAUCAUCCACGUAAUAAAAAUAUACCCAUGAUUCAUGAAACACCCACCAAACCUUCCUUGAAAAGAUGGAAUAGCUAUCUGAUUCGUCAAGAUGAAAGAAAACCAACGGAGGUUGAUACAAAAUAUUCUUUAAAGGAAUCGAAUAAGUCAAAUGAUCAGAUUGAACAUAAAAUUUAUAACACCAAUGAUCAGAAGACUUCGAGCAUUUCGCCAUUAACUGUUUUGAAAAAUGACUAUAACAUUAAAAGACCAGGCUCCAACCCUCCUGCUAAAGCCAAAAUACCCAUAAGUGAUAAUUCCUUUAUUGAUUUGGAUUCCCAUAAUUCUAAUACCUUUGAUAAUCCUAAUGACUUUGAUUCGUCAAAUAAGCGACCUUCGAAUGAUACCGUUGAUUCUAAUACUACUGCAUUUGUGAAUCCUUCCAAUAAACUAUAUAGUAGAAUGAGUCAAUUAAUUAAUAUGGCUCAUAAUAGUAUGCAUUCAUUGGUUCCUAUUCAGCCGAAAACCCCAAUGUCCACUGCUUCAAAACCUGAUACCGAUGGUGAAACGUUGAAUAAUGGAACUUUAGUGACAACUCCUCAUUAUCAAAGUGAACUGGAUGAUGAUGACGAUGAGGAGGACGAAGACAACGGACAUCCAGUAGAUGCAUGGAAUACUCAAAAUAAUGAUAGUGUCGACAAUUCUUAUGUUGAUAAUUCAUUUGUGAAAAGCCCCGUUAAUGAUUUGACCAACAUUAACCCAAAAUCUUUGAAUGACAUUUUGAGAGAAAUUAAUGAUUUUCAAAGUAAUUUUGUUAAAAACAUAUCAAACCCACCUUCUAAUAAUACUUCACUGGUGGACUUGAAGCAAAGUAGUAGAGUUCAACGGAAAAUAUUGGAUUAUAAGGAUCUUUAUAACGAUUAUGAAUUUACAGAAUCUUCCUCUGAAAAAGAUUUUGGUACUUCAAAUGAUUACACCGUCAAAAUUCAACACGAUACUAUGAUGUCAGAAUACACCCAAAUUCGAUUACGAUUUGCAAGUACUCUAUCCUCAAUCAAUCCAAAGACACAGAAAGAAAAGAUGAGAUCCCAUAUGGGUGUUUUGGGUUUCGUAAACCGUGCAGCUUAUUUGAACCAGGUGAGGCCAUUUACCCCUAAAAAAGAUCAGAGCUCUGAGCCACCUUGGUAUUUUCGAGCAUCUUCUCAGUACCAACCUUUGAAUGAUGUCAAGAAUCCUAUAACAUUUGAAAAUAAAGACGAAUUUUUGAAGACCAUGUGGGAUGAAGAAAUGAAAUCAGUUCUUUCUGAUCCUACUUCUAAGUCACCUACAGACUCCACCGUUCCUUCCAACAAUUCAAAGGACUCAAAGACCCUCUCAAUAAGCCCUCAAAUGACAGAACCUCCCUUAGAGCCCGGAAGACUGUCUCGAAAUCUGCAGGGAAGUUACGAUGCCAGUAACUAUAAUUUUUCUAGCAUCGCUCGAAAUGUCAAGCUAAACCAUUGA